UUCUUAAAUUGUUUGAAAGUUAUGUUAUGAAAAAAAAAAAUUUGGGAAAACAAUAGAUUAUAAAGAAAUGAACGAUGACUGUCGAGAGUCUUUGUUUUAAAACAAAAAAAAACAGGUUUAAACAACAUAAAUAACAGGUACAUGAACAGUGAAUUACUCUUGUAUUCUUUAAAGUAGAAUUGUGCACUCAAAAAAAAUGUCAUACUUUUUGUUAAUCUGCUAUAAUUGAAACAAUAAAAAAACAAAAUGUCAACUUCAUCAAGAGAAAACAUUGAAUGAAAAAGUUUCUUGAUUUGUCUUAAGAAUCUUUUAAUAAAAAAAAAAUUUUACUUGUUUGGGUCAUGUACUAAAAUAGUUUCAACAGAAUACUCAUUACAGUAGAAUCAUCUACUUGCUUUCCUAUGCUUCAUUUAAUUUGAGUGUUACCAAGAUGUGUAUGCAUUAAAGCAUUAACGUUUUUAUUGCGAAAGAGGAGGUCGUUACAACGCGAAUGGAAACCUUUUUUUUUUUUCAAAAUUUUUAACUAGAAAUGUGAGGGACAGAAGAUCUGUGACCCAAUCGACAUUCUGCGAAUAUUUCUGAUGCGUAGUGAUUGAGGCUCUUCGUUACCCAUCUCAUCACAAAAAAAAAGACUGAUUUUUUAGGUCUUAUAAGUGCUGCACAUAUUCCUUGUAACAGAGUUCUUGUCAAGAGUAGGUGUUUCUAUUAUUGUUUUCGUCAUGUCCACUAAUGAAAAUAAAAAAAAUUCCAAAAUUGAAAACUCGGUUGAUGAUACAUCAAAAGUUUCAACAACUGAAACCAUUACGGAUUCAUCAAAAGAAGCACCACAAGUUGUGAAAGAAAAAGAUAUGAAAAGUAAAUUACCACAAAGUGCAAAACCAGAUACAACAGUGAAUGAGGAAACUAAGGAUUCAACAAAUGACAAAGCGGAUAAUAGUUAUUAUCCGGAAGAAGAGGUUUUAGAAGGAGAUUGGAUGCGACCUCAGGUUAAUAUUAAGGAAGUCCAAGUUCAAACUGGUGAAGAAGAUGAAACGUGUUUUUGGUCACAUCGAGCCAAAUUGUAUCGAUGGGCUAAAGCUUCCAGCGAGUGGAAAGAAAGGGGCAUAGGUGAAGCGAAACUAUUACAACAUAAAGGGACCAAUAAAAUUAGGUUUUUACUACGCCAGGAAAAAACGUUAAAAAUUGUUGCAAACCACUAUAUUGUUCCACAUAAAAGUUUUUGUUAUUUAACACCGAAUGUUGGUAGUGAUAAAAUUUGGGUUUGGUCAGUAGUGGAUUUUUCAGAAGAUGAAGGCAAACUUGAACAAUUUGCGUUAAAGUUUGGACAAGUUGCAGGUGCGACGGAAUUCAAAAAUAAAUUUGAAGAAGCAGCUAAGCUUAAUGAAACAUUAUUUGAAGCAUUUAUAGAAAAAAGUCAAGAACCUGUAGUGACUGAAUCAAAGUAAUCUAUUUUCAAAUUUUGACAUUCAAAUUAAAACACAUUUGACGGUGUCGUAUAAGAUUGCCAUUUAUGUGACUCUGGUGAAUCGGUACGAAAGCAUGCUUAGUAAUAAAAAAAAUGAGAAGCUUUUUUUUUUAAUUUAAACGUGAAGGUUUUUCUCACUAAUACGUUUUUAUUUCUUUUUAAAAUUACGUCACAAGUAGUUUUUUUUUUGUUUGAACUAAUUAGAAAAUAGUAAAAAAAAAUAUUCUUGUGAAACAAAUCUCUAUGUAAAGGGUUUUAUUA
Messenger RNA from Hylaeus volcanicus, 1726 nucleotides. RefSeq lists its product as uncharacterized. Gene Ontology annotation, biological process: nucleocytoplasmic transport. Gene Ontology annotation, cellular component: cytoplasm; nuclear pore. Lineage: Eukaryota; Metazoa; Arthropoda; Insecta; Hymenoptera; Colletidae. The record is from RefSeq and is a predicted model, not a curated record. The transcript has 5 exons. The coding region runs from base 720 to 1445 and encodes 241 amino acids. Gene Ontology annotation, molecular function: GTPase activator activity.